AUGCCCGUCAAAUCUCCUGAAGGAUUUCUCGAUGGAUAUCAUUUCUUCAUCAACUGGUUUUCAUCGAAGCAGAAAGGCGUACUUCGACAUCACCUUGAGUACAAUGGAGCUCAAUGUGUGGAAUCAUUAGAGGAUUUCUCUCGUCCUUCUACCCCUAAGAUGGGACAAGGUCUGUAUGUGAUGGUUCCGUAUAAAACCCCAAGAUCGGACAUUCCAAGCCCAGAUGACAUGGCAUUGGAGUUUGAUGUGGUCAUAGAUAUGUCGCUUGGACGAUUUCUUGGUACGAAAGCUACGAAAGCUCUGGUUCUACCAGAAUCCUAUGCUGCAAGCACGCCGUUCCUAGGGUUUCCUCUUCUAGGUAAGUUCCCCGUGUAUACGCAACAUGAUUCGGUUCUGACUAAACUAGGAUUUUUGAGAAUGCGAAUAUGCUCCACUGGAUUUACACGUAUUGACCUUUUGCACCUUUCUAAAUCAGUCGAUUUGAUAGGUACGACGUACGACGAAUAUCUGACUCCUAAAGCAUCUAUCCUUAUAUAUAACGACCCCCGAAAAGCCAGCCUUAAAAAGCUACGAUGUAUAGCCGAAUGGAGAGUUCCUAGUUUAUACCCCAAAGUAAUAACAGCCAAGGAAGCCCAAGCACGGUGCCCGUAA
Molecule: messenger RNA, 651 nt
Organism: Penicillium cataractarum
Lineage: Eukaryota; Fungi; Ascomycota; Eurotiomycetes; Eurotiales; Aspergillaceae
Exons: 2
Coding region: 1-651 (216 amino acids)
Source: RefSeq, a predicted model, not a curated record